Messenger RNA from Acanthopagrus latus (yellowfin seabream), 3360 nucleotides. Its product is annotated as vasopressin V2 receptor-like. Gene Ontology annotation, cellular component: membrane. Gene Ontology annotation, biological process: regulation of systemic arterial blood pressure by vasopressin; positive regulation of vasoconstriction; G protein-coupled receptor signaling pathway. The transcript is spliced from 7 exons. NCBI's taxonomy places the organism in Eukaryota, Metazoa, Chordata, Actinopteri, Spariformes, Sparidae. The record is from RefSeq and is a predicted model, not a curated record. Gene Ontology annotation, molecular function: peptide binding; vasopressin receptor activity. The coding region runs from base 428 to 1948 and encodes 506 amino acids.
UUCAUUUCUGCCGGUGCCGCUGGAGGCACAGCACAUAGCAAGAGGCAUAACAUGACGCACAAGGAGCCGGGACACACACACACAUGGCUUUCAAAUGGAUUACUCUGACACACACGUGAAGUCCAACAAAGCGAGGACAAUACAGUGAGCAGGCACACACCGGACUUGCCCUGAACUCUUUGGCACACUGACAGUUAAAGGAGAAUUAAGUGGCAUUUCUUGUGCGUCCUGCUUGAUUCAUUCAGCAGUCAGCUGAUUUUACUCUGAGCAGAGGGACUCGAGCUGACAGCAGUGAGGAUGUGAGUGUUUUGGGGCAGCUUCUCUGCAACCACUGAAGGGGAUCACAAUCACCGAGAGGGGGGCAAAAUACACCAAGAGAGAGAAAAGGACACGCGUGAGAAAGCUUACCAUGCACUGACAACAAGGAAUGGAAAGCAUCAGUUUGGAAACGGACUGGGAUGGGUUAGCCCUCUCCUCUCUGGUCGCUGCAGGAAGGAACAACUUCUCCUCGUCCUUGUUUGUCUCUGAAUUGAACUCCCUCAAUAGCUCUCACGGCGGGGGAUCCUUCUUCGGGAUCUUCCCUGAGAAUGGCUCAACCACCACGCCUCACACUGUACCCCAGCCCAGGGUGAGGGACCCGGGCCUGGCCCGGGCAGAGAUCACAGUCCUUGCAUUGGUGCUGGCUCUUACCACCCUGGGGAACAGCUUCGUGCUGUGGGUGCUGCUGAGGAGGAGGAAGCACAAUGCACCGAUGCACGUGUUCAUGGUCAACCUGUGCGUGGCUGACCUGGUGGUGGCACUCUUUCAGGUUCUUCCCCAGCUAAUAUGGGAUAUCACCGAGAGGUUUCAGGGGCCUGACCUGCUCUGCCGGUCCAUCAAGUAUCUGCAGAUUGUGGGCAUGUUUGCUUCCUCCUACAUGAUUGUUGCCAUGACAGUAGACCGGCACCAUGCCAUCUGCUGCCCAUUGCAGGCUUACCGUGGGGGAGCAAUGUCCCGCUGGAACACCCCUGUCAUGGUGGCCUGGGGCUUGGCGCUGGUCCUCAGCAUACCGCAGGUGUUCAUCUUCUCUCGCACAGAAGUGAAUCACGGAGAGUACGAGUGCUGGGGUCACUUCGCCGAGCCGUGGGGGCUGAAGGCCUACGUCACCUGGAUGACCGUGGCAGUCUUCCUCCUGCCUGCCCUCAUCAUUACCAUCUGUCAGAUAAGAAUUUUCCGAGAGAUUCACAAUAACAUCUACCUUAAGUCAGAGAGGAUGGUGACGGCCGAGAUGAAGAAGAACGAAAUCCUGUUCCGCUUCCACGGCUUCAAGAAGGAGGACGAGCGGGCGAGGGAGAGGGGGAGCCGGGCAUCUGGGGGCGGAGGGGGGAGGGGAGGACAGCUCUUAAAGGGUGUGAAUAACAACCCUCACAAUACCAACCAUAACAGCCAAGUAGCAUCAGCUAUUCAGUACAACAGUUGCUGUGGUGAACACGACACAACAACAACAUCGCCUACGCAGCAGCAAAUACUGACCAGCUCCGAUUGCCACGAGUCGUACUCGUCCUAUGAGCUGAACUCAGGCUCACCCCGCCGCUCCCUCGACUACGCACCCCCUCAACCCCCAGCCACUCCGCCUCCGAGCAUCACCAAAGCCAUGUCCAAGACAGUGAGGAUGACCCUGGUCAUCGUGCUGGUCUACACUAUCUGCUGGUCACCGUUCUUCAUCGUCCAGCUGUGGGCAGCCUGGGACCCAAACCCUCCUAACCAAGGAGUGGCCUUCACCAUCCUGAUGCUGCUGGCCAGUCUGAACUCGUGUACCAACCCGUGGAUCUACACGGCUUUCUCCAGCAGCGUGUCCAGAGAGCUGCAGAGUUUGCUGCAGUGCCGGUCGGGACCCGGCCGCCGGGGCUCCCUUCCCGAUGACUCCACCACCACGCACACCUCCACCACCAAGGACAGCCUUUACUGACAGAGACUGAUGCGACUGAGAAUGACACACAGUGACAUGUUUGAAAAGGCAUGCAUGGGUGCACACGCGCCCUGUUGCAAGGGCGUGCUGUUGCGCACGACUCGGCCACCGCUGGCGCUGCCGGAGAGUGCUGACCUCUACCAGAUGUUUCCAACAACAAAGGACAGCUGUACUGUCAACAGGACCUCUAUCUGUAAUCACCUGUCCUCUCCACCCGAGCAGGAGGAGGGCUGUCAUUGAAGAUGUCAACACCAUUUUAUGAGGGCGCUGUGGAAUACACUGUACAGCGGCAGUCAGUGACAGCAUCUGCAAUGCAAAAUGGCCUUGAGAGUAAAAAAGAUUUUCACCUCAGCCGUGGUUGAGUAGGACUCUGUGUGUUGAUUGAACAGAUGAACUAUGAGAAAAACUUGCCCUGCUCAGACAGAGCAGAGCCGAAGGAAUUCAAGGGGUGGGUCAAGGCAUUAAUGGCCUUACGGCAUGCCUAAUACACAAAGCAGCAGACAAAGCUAUGGGUGGAGAGAAAACAAAGCGGCAGGCUGAGGGAAAUGGAAAGAGAGACAGAGACCGACAGCAAGAGAGCACGAGACAGCUGCUGGACUGAGAACAGACGGCGGGAUGACAUGGAUGUUACAGCUGAAGGAGCGGCCCUGAGAAGGCUGCAGUUGAAAUCUAAUAAUGUGAACAAACUUUGUUAGAACACAGAAAGUGGAUUACUGAAGGAUGCUCGAGGCUGAAUUCAUAUUCACUCAGGAGUUCCAAAGAACAAUAGUGAUUUGUUAGCAGGACGGAUGGAGAUUCACUCAUGAGGACAGCGCAGUGGAGUCGAGAAACUGCCCAAACGAGACACUGGAGCAAUGUGGGUUAACGCAGCAGACAGGAGGAGGGGGUAGACCCAGGAGAAUACAAACAAACAAGCCAGGUUUCCCCAACCAGCCGGGACACAAUAAUGUGAUUAUAUUUUGUGCAAACACAGCAUAUGAGGUACACGGAUUUACCUUCCUGCCGUACGCUCUCGGUGAACGAUAAUCCGGAGACAGCGGAGGGAAAAUAAACACUCAACAGCAUUCCAUGUGCGCUGAUGAACAAUGUAAAGUAUGUUUAUUGAAAAUGUAGGGCACAUUAGUUAUCGUUACUUUUUUGUGUAAGAUAAAUCUUGAAUGUUAAUCAUGCUGGUCCGAUAUGUAUAGUAGAAAAAAAAAACAAGGGAGGCGUCAAACCAAAUAUUUUUUUUAAAGCUCAGCUGUAGAAUCAACUUAGGUCUCAAUAGCAGAAAUGUUACGCUCUAACAUGAGGUCAAGCCAAGUGCCUGUAAUGUCCGGAGACAUUAGCAGAGGGGCCUCCCUCACUGGAUUAAUCUCUGAAUGAUGUCAGCCAUGUUAUUGUUAGACACAGCAGGUUAUAUCACACCACGA